Messenger RNA from Laccaria bicolor S238N-H82, 380 nucleotides. RefSeq lists its product as uncharacterized. The annotation marks the transcript as partial. The transcript has 4 exons. The record is from RefSeq and is a predicted model, not a curated record. Lineage: Eukaryota; Fungi; Basidiomycota; Agaricomycetes; Agaricales; Hydnangiaceae.
CCAAGAAAGCCAAGAGAUACAAGGCUGAGAGUUUGAGCGUCGAACAUCCGGAACUGAGUGCCAUCUUGAUGCAAGGAGGUUAUUCCCGUAUUUCGAGAGUCCGAACUGCCGCCGAUCCGCCUGUCCGCCUAAGGCACAUCGUCACGUGUACAUUUUUUGGUAUGCGGAGAACUAUCGCAACUGUUGGCGACCAGGUCCCCCCAAAGGUAGCCACGAGGAUCCCACAAAACUUGAACUACCUAUGGCCCCUAAUGCCAUGUAUUCCUGACCCCCUUGAGAUUGCCCCAUGCACUGGUGAGGGCACGCCCACAGCGAACAUUCCCCCAUCCAGCCCGGCACAAAAACGCCGUUUUGGGGCACAUCCAUAUAGCAAUCUCUAG